AUGAAAAUAUCCGCAAUUUCAUUACUAGGACUUUUGGUAUUAUUUUCAGUUGAGUUUGUAUGUGGGGGGGCGGAUUAUUAUAGUGUGCUUGGAGUUUCACGUACAGCCACCUCAAGAGAAAUUGCAAAAAAGUAUAGACAAUUAUCAAAAAAAUAUCAUCCUGAUAAAAAUCCGGGUGAUAAAGAGGCAGAAAAAAAAUUUGUUCAAUUAGCAGAAGCGUAUGAAGCAUUAUCAGAUGAAGAGAAGAGAUCAAUUUAUGAUCGAUAUGGAGAAGAAGGAUUAAAGCAACACCAACCUUCUGAUAGAAAAUUUGAUCCUUUUGAUAUAUGGUCACAAAUAUUUGAGCGUCAAUCACCAAGUAUUGUAAUGGAAAUAGAAGUAGAAUUAAAAGAAAUAUAUUUGGGUACAACACAUGAAAUAGAUGUGUCAAAACAAGUAAUUUGUGAUCAUUGUAGAGGCAGUGGAGCAAAAAGCCCAAAUGAUGUAACGUCAUGUACUGCAUGUGGUGGACAUGGUGUUAGAAUAGUUAAACAAAUGCUUGCACCUGGAAUAUUUCAACAAUUUCAAACAACGUGCGAGAGUUGUGGUGGUAAAGGUAAAAUGAUAAAAUCUAAAUGUCCAGUUUGUGAUGGGAAAAAAGUUAGACGUGGAAAUGAGCAACUAACCCUUGUAAUUGAAAAAGGAGUAGAAGAUGGUUCAUCAAUUGGAGAUGAAGCACCUGAUAUAAUACCAGGUGAUAUUAUUUUUAACAUCAAGACAUUACUUGAUCCAGUGUUUACUAGGAAAGGAGAUGAUUUACACAUAAAAGAAACAAUUUCAUUGAUUGAUGCAUUGACAGGCUUUGAAAAAAAUAUAACGCAUCUCGACGGUAGAAUAGUUAAUUUAAAACGUGAAGCAGUAACACAGCCAGGAUUCACACAAGUGAUAAAUAAUGAGGGCAUGCCAAGAUAUAAAUCAUCACCAAGUAAAGGAGAUUUAUAUGUUGAAUAUACUGUUAUAUUUCCUAAUAAAAUUGAUGAUCCAACUAAAGAAGAUGAACUAUAA
Molecule: messenger RNA, 1044 nt
Organism: Entrophospora candida
Lineage: Eukaryota; Fungi; Glomeromycota; Glomeromycetes; Entrophosporales; Entrophosporaceae
Source: the annotation of a GenBank genome assembly